Messenger RNA from Saprolegnia parasitica CBS 223.65, 381 nucleotides. RefSeq lists its product as hypothetical. The record is from RefSeq and is a predicted model, not a curated record. Bases 1 to 381 code for a protein of 126 amino acids. Lineage: Eukaryota; Oomycota; Saprolegniomycetes; Saprolegniales; Saprolegniaceae. The transcript has a single exon.
AUGAUGCUGGAUGAUCUCCACACGGCUACGACCGGCCUCUUGCUCUUCCUCGGCCUCCUCUUGCUCUUCCUCAGUCUCUUCCACCUCAUCUUCCUCCUCUUCCUCGUCUGCAUGUGGAAGCCCAUGAUGCUCCUCCUGGUUGAGAAGGGCCUGGCGACGAAGAAGAAGGUCGUCGCCUUGCAGGAGAAGCUUGCAGCGGACAUGGCUGGUGUCACUACCGCGCGCCUCGAGAUCGCGGCCGCAGAGGCGGUGGUGAGUCGCCGUCUCGUCCGCUCCGUGAGUGCCCCGGUGCUCCCGUACGAGCUGUCGUCGUGCAAGCCCGUGGCGGCGGUCGCUCAGAAUGGUUACCUCGCUCGCAAGGCUCCGACCAAGACUGCGUAG